AUGAUUCCUGUAGAAGAAAGCGCAGGUCUGACAUUUCCAACUGAACAGAGGAACUGGUCGCACACGGGAUACGUGGUGCUGCUGGCGCUUUUCAUGCUAGUUGUCAUGGUAACCAUAGGCGCCCUAGUGAAGACAGCGUCACCACAAAAUGGUGACGUCACUCAUAAGAAACCUCGACGAACAAAGGUGAAACGGGUGCGAAUAGGGGGAACAGAAAUAAUCAAAAAGAAAGCGGGAAUAAAGAAAGCGGAAGAAUCGUCGCGCUCUUGCUUGGACGCGUUGCUAUGCAGACCUGCCAAACCUGAAGUGCCCAUAGUGUUGCCGGCCCCGCCGUUCGGAAUAGACCUCCAGGAACCGACCAGCUCCGAGAUCACCAUCUUCUGGAGCGCACCGUCAGAGACACCUGUUCCCGUGGACGCCUACAAAAUCUACAAGCGUUUCCACAUGCCUCCCCAACCGCCGGACUGGUCAAAAGUGGAUAAGCUUGGGGCCGACGUACUUGAAUAUCGGAUCCGGAAGUUGACUCCAGAGCGGAAGUACGUUUUCGGCGUGGCGUCCGUGAGCGGGAAGACGGAGAGCGCCAUCGUAGAGUCAGAGCUCGUGUCUUUGAAGAAAGAUCCUGUGCGUCCCGGCGCCCCAUGCGAGCUCGAGUGUGUGAACAGGACUAGUAACUCCAUCACUCUCAGCUGGAAACCUCCCCGCAAGGGCGGCUACUCUCGCAUCCACACGUACUACCUGAUGAUGAAGGAUCUUGAAGAUGGGGCCCACUGGGCACUUGUUGCUACUCUUCAGGCGUUUGAUCGCUUCAUGGACUACAGAGUGACCGGGUUGAAAGAUCUGCAUGCCUACAGGUUCCGCGUCACGGCAGAGAACGCCGUCGGUAUAGGACCAAGCGCAGAAACCGUUACCUUGGAAACCACUCAGCUAGAACCAGGAAAGCGACCAAGCGAGCCUGAAGGACCAAUCAAAUUCGCGCGCAUCUCGCAUCAGUCCAUCACGAUUUCUUGGCGACCGCCGCUUAGUGACGGCGGCAAACCGAUUACCGGAUAUGCCGUCGAGUACCGAGAGAAGGACAGCGUCCAAUGGCACAAGGCCGGUGUCUGCGGAGCGGAUGUGACCCGACACACCGUCGGUCAGCUUCCGGAAGACAUCGAGUUCUAUUUCCGGGUGGUUGCCAUGAACGACGUUGGCAACAGCGACCCGCUGGUCGGCGGAAAGGUGAAAACCAAGCUGUUGGAGAUUCCCCUGUCACGUCGCUCGUCAUUCCGGAUGCCAAGCCGAAUAGACAACACUCGCGAUGCCAGUGGCGCAGUCGACCGUCUGUGCGCACCGGAAAUGACGUCAACAUAAGCAUCGAUACAGUUGAUGACGUAAUUGAUGACGUAACUAUUAAUUCGCCGUUUGUUCCACAAAGUGACUUUUAUAACGUCGAAGAAAGCGAAUUCGGCAACAUCUCAACGCGACAUUCCAAGAAUAAGACGAGACAUUCUCAGUAUUCGCCGCUUCCAAAAAUGGAUGGGAACUUCACGCAUGGUUAUGUAAUUCAGGACAAUGGAAGUACAAGCAGACCCAAUGUGAUUAGUUAUAGUGAAGAAAAUGAAACAAAACUGUCAGGGUCUUUUAGUGAGCGGCGUGCAAAAAAACGGCCCUUGGGAAAAUCGGUGAGGCAAGACGGACCGUUCGAUUAUCGCCACACCGACGAAGACCUGCGGGCGUACGUAUCCCCCGUUCCUCUGCGUACCGGUCAGUAUUUCCAAGACAUCAUGCCAAGUACACAUAGUUCGGAAGCUCUACCUAGUGGAAGGUCGUACAAGGCCGGAAAUGCACUGGCAAAUCCGUCCAACGUUAUUUACGGACAGAGGAAAUACUGAAUAUAGACUGCUAGUACAUUUUUUGCAAGUUCCCCAGUUGUAUGUAUUUAGUUUAUAAAACAUUUAUCUACACCCAAUUUAUGCUAUCCGUCGCCUAUAAGACUUUCCGGUGUACGCAAAAAAGCAACAUUUUUUUCGAAAUAUUUACUGUAUUUAUUUUUUUAUUUUUUAAUACGGAAUAAUCGUAUCCUAUCUAAAUGUGCGAAUGCAUAAAUAUUGUUCAAACAUUUUACUUCAAUUGUAAAUACAAAGAUACUCCGAGACAGUAAUUAAAUCAUGCAAAUAUAUAUGACAAACGUUAACCGUAUAUAACGGUACGUGUCACUAUCUCAAAUCGAUAUUAUAAAGAGCCAGUUUCUAUUUGUUUGUACUACCUAUUGCAAGAAGUCAUGUAUGUAUUGCCACUACUGAAGGAGAAAAACCGACACAUUUUAAGCUUUCAUCGCCGUCAAAUCAAGUCAAUUGAAAUAUGUGAAUAUAUAAAUGAAUUGGAAAUAAAACGUAUAAACUUCAUCCUCAGCUACAACUGCGACUGCAACCUCAGCGGCAUCUAUAAGACGUGACAAACUGAACGUGUAUGAUUUGAAUGUCAUUAUGUGUAGUUUAACCCAUUUAUGCCUAGCGUCUAGAAAAAAAUGCCUUGGCAAACAACGUAGACCCAGAUGAGACGCCGCAUGAUGCGGCGUCUCAUCAGGGUCUGUGCUGUUUAUUUAAAUGAAUUUCUGUAAGAAAUAUUCUAAAUAUAGAAAUAAAUAUACUAAACAUCCCUAUUUUUGUAAAUAAAUUGAUCCAAUUAUGAAGGAUGGGAGAGUUCACUUGGCACAAAUGGGUAAAUUAAAAGCUUACAAUGCAGUGUGCUUGAGUAACUCUUCU
Dreissena polymorpha is the source of this 2744-nucleotide messenger RNA. RefSeq names its product myomesin-3-like. The record is from RefSeq and is a predicted model, not a curated record. Lineage: Eukaryota; Metazoa; Mollusca; Bivalvia; Myida; Dreissenidae. The transcript is spliced from 8 exons. Bases 1 to 1350 code for a protein of 449 amino acids. Gene Ontology annotation, molecular function: protein binding.